Molecule: messenger RNA, 1104 nt
Organism: Penicillium paradoxum
Lineage: Eukaryota; Fungi; Ascomycota; Eurotiomycetes; Eurotiales; Aspergillaceae
Product: isopenicillin N synthase family dioxygenase
Exons: 5
Coding region: 1-1104 (367 amino acids)
Molecular function (GO): dioxygenase activity
Source: RefSeq, a predicted model, not a curated record
AUGAUUGAACCGGAGAAUCAGAAUUCGCAGCUUGCAGAUUGUGAUCUGAUUCCGAUUAUUGAUCUCUCGAAUUUGGAGAGUCCACAUCUCCACGAGCGACAGAAUCUCGCUCAAUCAAUCUAUGAUGCCUGUACACAGGUUGGUUUCUUUUAUAUCAAGAACCAUGGGAUCCCAGAGGAUAUGAUCAAAAGCAUACAUAGUGCCGCAAAGCGACUGUUUGAUCUCCCCGCGGAGCAAAAGAUGAGGUUUUAUAUUGCAAACUCCCAAAAAUUCCGUGGCUACAGCCCUCUAGGCGGCGAAAAAUCAACAGGCACAGAAGAUGAUCCCGUCGAUGAAGAAGAUGCAGUCAGCGCUCUGUCAGAGGCAUUUGAUAUCGGAUAUGAAACUGCAAUGGAUCUCCACAAGUCAAAGAAUGAUCCUCUUCCUCGUGAUACUUAUGGAUUAUACGGAGAUAACCAAUGGCCUAGCCAUGACCUGCUUCCCAAUUUCUCAGAUAUCUAUAUCCGAUAUUGCGCCAUGAUGCUGAGCCUUUGCAGAAAGUUGAUGAGAAUAUUUGCACUUGCAUUGGAUCUACCCGAAGGAUAUUUCGAUUCGAUGGUUCAGAAUCCAGGAGUCACCUCUAGGAUGAUGCAUUAUCCGCCUCAACCAGUGAAGCAAGAGAUCCGGGAAGGGCUUGGGGCUCAUACGGUAACUACAUGGCAGAAUUUGCAAAUGAAGGUCUCCAAAACUGAUUCCCCUCUGCUGCAGGAUUUUGAAUGCUUCACCAUCCUUUCCCAGGAUAGUGUCCCGGGCCUGCAAGUCUUGAACCACAGCGGGGAGUGGAUGCUGGCACCGCCAUUGCCAGGAACGUUGGUGGUUAACAUUGCGGAUUGUCUGUCAAUUUGGACGAAUAAGAAGUUCAAGUCGACCAUUCAUCGAGUCACGAAUCUGACCGGCCACGAACGUUACUCUAUCCCCUUCUUCUUUGGGGUCGAUUAUGAUACCACGGUGUCGGUUUUGCCAAAUUUUAUCUCUGAUGAUAAUCCGGCGUGCAAAGAGCCUUUCAAAGCGGGCGAGUGGGUUCGUGAAAAGCUUUCAAAGGCAUACGUUGGUUAUCAGGGUUGA